CGAACCCGGGCUCCUGCCCUGGCCGGUGCAGACAUGGUGCCCCUGCUGCUGCUGCUGCCCCUGCUGUGGGGGGGUUCCCUGCAGGAGGAUCCAGGGUUCGAGCUCCGAGUGCAGGACUCAGUGACGGUGCAGGAGGGUCUGUGUGUCCACGUGCCCUGCUCCUUCUCCUACCCCUGGAGCUCGUGGUUUUCCCAUGAGAAGCCCUACAUAUACUGGUUCCGGAAUGGGGACAGCCAUUAUCCUGUGGCUACAAAUGACCAAAGGAAAAUGGUGAACAUAGAGGCCCAGGGCCGAUUCCACCUCAUUGGGAACCCCUGGGACAACAACUGCUCCCUGAGAAUCAGAGAGGCCAGGAAGAGUGACCAGGGAGUCUACAAGUUCCGAAUGGAGAGAGACUACGUGAAAUACAGUUACAGAGAUAAGAAGCUGACGGUGCAGGUGGCAGCCCUGACACAGAAACCCGACAUCCACUUUCCGGAGCCCCUGAAGUCUGGCUAUCCCACAAACCUGACCUGCAGUAUGCUGGGAUCCUGCGAAGAGGGAAGACCUCUCACCUUCUCCUGGGUGGGGGAUGCUCUUGACUCGCUGGACCCCCAGACCCUCCACUCCUCAGUGCUGACCCUCACCCCGAGGCUGCAGGACCAUGGCAGCAACCUCACCUGUCAGGUGCACCUGCCAGGAGGUCAGGACACCGUGGAAAGAACCAUCAGGCUCAACGUCUCCUACGCUCCGCAGUUGAUGACCACCUGCAUUUUGCAGAGAAACCACACAGGUACAAUCCUGAAGACACCGUGCAACCACACGUCACUGCCUGUCUUGGAGGGCCAGUUCCUGCGCCUGGUCUGCAUCGCUGAGAGCAACCCCCCCGCCACGCUGAGCUGGUCCCGGGAGGGAAAAGCCCUGAGCCCCUCCCAGCCCUCAGCACCUGGGGUCCUGGAGCUGCCCCACGUAGGGGUUGAGGAUGAAGGGGAGUUCACCUGCCAGGCUCUGCACCCGCUGGGCUCCCAGCACGUUUCCUUCUGCCUCUUUGUGCAGAGAACCCCCUCUUCUUGCAACUGUGUGACUGAGAAGCAGGAGGGCUCCUGGCCGCUGGUCAUCACCCUGAUCAGAGGGGUCCUCAUGGGGGCUGGCUUCCUCCUCACCUAUGGCCUCACCUGGAUCUACUACACCAGGUGA
Neomonachus schauinslandi (Hawaiian monk seal) is the source of this 1176-nucleotide messenger RNA. Its product is annotated as sialic acid-binding Ig-like lectin 14. Gene Ontology annotation, molecular function: sialic acid binding. Gene Ontology annotation, biological process: cell adhesion. Gene Ontology annotation, cellular component: plasma membrane. The coding region runs from base 34 to 1176 and encodes 380 amino acids. The transcript is spliced from 6 exons. The record is from RefSeq and is a predicted model, not a curated record. NCBI's taxonomy places the organism in Eukaryota, Metazoa, Chordata, Mammalia, Carnivora, Phocidae.